GACUGCACAGGCCCAGUCCGGACUGCUAUUUUAACACGUUGGGUUAAACGUUCAGCAUACCUGAUUUUUUUAAGUGUUUAUAAUUUUACGGGCGGAAUUCCCUUACUUCCGCUCUCGCUCUGAAAGCGGGGUGUGUUCAUACAGCUGCUCCUCGCGCCCUAUGCUCGCGCCCCACCCUCUGCCCCUGCCUUGUUAUUGUUUUUUAACAGUCGCGCGCUGUGGCUUGUGCUAUCAUCCCCUGAUUUGUGUGGCGACUGUUGGCUCGCCGCGCGCAUGCAGCAGAAUGGCUCCAACGGUUCCAACGGUUCUGAAGGCUGUGGCAGGGAUCGCCAGUCUCUGUCCUUCAGCCCGCUGCCCGCCGCUACUACACGGGUAAGGAGGUUCAUUCAGGAGCGACGGACGCUGCCACUACCCAGAGUGAUGGUGGUAUUCUCGGCCGCGGAUGACAACGAAAAACCGGGCGAUGCCAUGUCCAGCUCGGACUCUGCGGAGGAUGAGUUCCGAAAGGCGGCCUCGCCGGCGCCGAACUUCACCCUCAGCGAUCCGCUCCGCCCAUCGCUGAACGCCCAGGAGCAGGAGCUGAGGGGUGGAGGCUGACGGCCGAUGCUUUUUUUUCCUGUGGAGAGGGAUGGAGGAAAAAGGGAAUAAGUGGCUAUCCUUCAGUCGGGUUUCGCGGAGAGCGACUUGAUAAUAGCAACCCACAACCUCAGCGGAGCGUUUUCCAUGGGAACAAAAACGUCUUAAAAUGACCAGGAGAGUAAACGCUGAUCUGCUGCACAAGUCCUCCAUCCAGGAUUAAACUGCAUUGUUUUCCCCUGAAAAUGGAGCUUUACCAAAACAGCAUCCACAGGGUGUGAAUCUUAAAACGCUGGCUUGGUGUUUCAGUGUGUACAGGGUAAAAGGAGCUUUUCCAAAACGCUUGAAUCCACCUAGAAACCCCAUGGAGCAGGAUGUGGAGAGCCCGGCCAUCAUCAGACAGCCCAAGUUGCCAAAGCAGGCCCGUGAGGACCUGCCUAAAAAGCUGGCAGAGAUGGACAGCACAAAGAAGGUCCAGCGAUAUGUCCAGAAAGACGGGAAGUGCAACGUCCAUCACGGGAAUGUUCGUGAGACGUACCGCUAUCUGACGGACAUUUUCACCACGCUGGUAGAUCUCAAAUGGAGGUUCAACCUCUUCAUCUUCGUGUUGGUGUACACAGUGACGUGGCUCUUCUUUGGCUUCAUGUGGUGGCUGAUUGCUUACCUUCGGGGUGAUCUGGACCACUUAGCAGACAACCAGUGGACUCCAUGUGUCAAUAACCUCAAUGGGUUUGUAUCAGCCUUUCUGUUCUCCAUUGAGACAGAGACCACCAUUGGUUACGGAUACAGAGUCAUCACAGACAAAUGUCCUGAGGGGAUACUUCUGCUUUUAAUUCAGUCGGUGCUGGGAUCUAUCGUGAAUGCCUUCAUGGUGGGUUGCAUGUUUGUUAAGAUCUCACAGCCUAAGAAGCGAGCUGAGACACUAGUGUUUUCUACCAAUGCGGUCAUCUCAAUGAGAGACGGACGGCUGUGCCUGAUGUUCAGAGUCGGAGACCUCCGAAACUCGCACAUCGUAGAGGCGUCAAUCAGGGCCAAGCUUAUCAAGUCAAAGCAGACCAAGGAAGGGGAGUUCAUCCCUUUGAAUCAGACGGACAUAAAUGUGGGUUACAACACGGGAGACGACAGGCUCUUCCUAGUUUCGCCACUCAUCAUCUGCCAUGAGAUAAAUCAGAGCAGCCCCUUCUGGGAGAUCUCACAAGCCCACCUGGCCAAGGAAGAUCUGGAGAUUGUUGUGAUUCUGGAGGGGAUGGUGGAGGCCACAGGCAUGACUUGCCAGGCGAGGAGUUCAUACAUCGGCAACGAGAUCAAGUGGGGCUACCGCUUCACACCAGUCCUGACACUGGAGGAUGGCUUCUAUGAGGUGGACUACAACAGCUUCCACGAUAUCUAUGAAACUAACACUCCCGCCUGCAGUGCCAAAGAGCUUGCUGAUAUGACCAGCCGCACCCGCUUACCCCUUACCUGGUCUCUGGCAAGUAAACUGAGCCAGCAGGGGCUGCCAGAAUCUGAGCAAGAGGGUCAGGAGACCAAGACCAGCCUGGAUAACGAGGGGAAGAGCCAGCAGACUGAGAGGAACGGGGACAUUGCCAACAUAGAGAGUGAGUCCAAAGUGUGAUGGAGGAUGGAAAGACAGCAAGUUUAGGGUCCAUAUGAGAUUAUUGUGUACUGUACGUCUCACCAAACAAGCUUUCGGAGCACAGGUGAGAAUUUGAGGUACUAAACGAGGACAAAUGAGCACAGUAGACCAAGUAUCCUUUCACCAAGAACUGCUUUUUCUCAGUGAUUCACAGUUACCCCAAAAACAACACACCUAGACAUGUGGCCCACCGCUGAACUGAAAACCCUCUGCGGCAAGUGCAUGUUUCAAAUAUAGUGUGAUGUCCUCCUGAUGAGAUUCCUAUUAUUUUUUCUAUUAAGAUAUUCCUAGGGGCAUUUGCAUAAGUAUUUUUGUAUAUACUAUAAAAUGUUUUGAAUUCCUUGUUUUGGUCCGGUGUGAAUAUUCGACAGAUGUUUGAUACUAAUACCUUUAGGUUAGUUCUGUAUAUAAUCUCUGCCUUACUGUAUGUAUAAAGCUUUCAUUACUUGUUUUUCAUAAAUAUAUUUGCAUGUAUAAACAUUAUCUACAGUUAAUUUAUCUUGUAUUGUGUAUAUACUGUAUUAUGAUAAUGUUAUAAGAAACACACACAUCUCAAUGGAUGCAAACACUAGUUGAAACCAAUGACAAAUACUUCCCCACAUGAUAAAUGUUUGUUAAAGGUAAUACUACACGUCUACAGUACAAUUCCUUGAGAAGCCAUGACUUGCUGUUUACAGCUGAGUGACUUCAGACAACGGCCCUUUAAAAACUGCUUUCGUCACUUUUGCACAUUGAAGGCUUCUGUUGCUAUUUCAGUCUCCAGAAAUCCCUCACA
Molecule: messenger RNA, 2987 nt
Organism: Micropterus dolomieu (smallmouth bass)
Lineage: Eukaryota; Metazoa; Chordata; Actinopteri; Centrarchiformes; Centrarchidae
Gene: kcnj6
Product: potassium inwardly rectifying channel subfamily J member 6
Exons: 5
Coding region: 941-2191 (416 amino acids)
Biological process (GO): regulation of monoatomic ion transmembrane transport; potassium ion import across plasma membrane
Cellular component (GO): plasma membrane
Molecular function (GO): G-protein activated inward rectifier potassium channel activity
Source: RefSeq, a predicted model, not a curated record